GGGUUAAGUUUGUGUAUGUGCAAUAGGCUACAAAUAAAAUUGGAUUUGACUACUAAAUCAAGCACUGAUGCUAUACCCCACCAACACGUUUUUUCUCGUAGGCAAGUCAUCGGACAGGAUUCUCUGACAGCCUACAUUACAGCCAUUACAUAUGUGUGCCAUACAGCUGGUUGACAAUGCUGAUGAGUUGGCGAGUUAUACGAUGCAUGACUGGUCAGGUGACUUUUAAAAACAGGUUAGACUGGUUAGAGUUUUCUGCAUCCUUUCCUCCUCGCCCAAAUAAGUUGACUGACUUGCGAUCCCUUCUGCACUGGCCACUGAGACGUGGCCCUGCCCUUUUUAUGGUGGAAACCUGGCCUGGCAUUGGAUACUCAGAAAAUGGCCCUCCUCCAGUUCAGUCUCUUCCCAGAACUGUACUUUCACUCUGAUGGUGUUCUGUGCUGUUCAGACUGUCCUUCGGUCACUGGAUUAUAUCUUUCAUGUCAGUUUUUCUAUGUGUCAUUAUCAGUGUGAUAUAAGCAGUGGAUUUACUAUAAAAACAGAGUGACCUCACCUGCUUACGAGAUAACUUAGCCUUCCUGUUCCCAGUCAACUACCCCCAACGCCCCCCUACCCAGCCAUGACUCAGAGCAGCAGCAGCUCCUCUCUUCUGGAGGAGUCUUACUCCUCCCUGAUGAGGGGCAUCCAGGAGCUGGACCUCGGUGGGCCCAGCAUCCCCUCCGACCUGGUCCUCAUCGGGGACCACGCCUUCCCCCUGGCCAUGAACACCCGGGGCCAGGUCCUGAUGGCGGCGUCCUUCUAUGGCCGUGGCCGCCUGGUGGUCCUGGGCCACGAGAGCUACCUUACCACCCUCCCCAAUCUAGUGGACAAUGCCCUGGCCUGGCUGAGCGCUGAUCCAGCCCAGGGCAGCCCGUCUGUGGGGAUCAACCCCAGCUGCAGCGCCCUGGUGGGUCAGAUCAGCGGGGGCCGCAUGGAGACCCGGGUGGGGCCUCUGACCCAGGGGCUGGGGGUGUACGUAACCAAUGUCUACAGUGUGAAGGGGGAGGAGAAGGGGCUGGUGGAGUUCAUGAAGGCUGGAGGCGGGCUGCUGCUGGCGGGGCAGGCCUGGAGCUGGGCCCAGUCAAACCCAGGACAGAACACGUUGCUGAACUUCCCUGGGAACCAUGUGUCCAGCGUGGCGGGGGUCUACUUCUCGGAGCACUGUGGGGAGGUGGCGUCUCUCCCUGUGCCCCCUCAAAUACCUUCCAGCUGGAUGGCUGUGGCUAUAGAGAAGGACUUCAAGGAUGACCUGGAGUUCCUGCUGAAGGGUGUGUCUGAAUUUGACAUCCAGGGCGGAGCUGUUCCCUCCGAGGUGCUUGUCCAUGGCCCUCUGGCCUUCCCCAUCGGCUCCGCCCAUGGCAGCUGUUCCUUCCUGGCCGGGGCUUACUACGGCCAGGGGCGGGUCAUCGUGGUUUCACAUGAGGGCUACCUGAAUCGUGUGGAGCUCGACACAUUUUGGACAAACGCCGUCCGUUGGUUGGAUGAGGGCCGUAAUGGGCUGGUAGGCGUGGCCCCCGGUCUUGACACAAGCUUUCUCCGCCAAUCAGGGCUGGCGUGUGAGCAGACAGGCUUCAGGAAGGACCUGAGUGUGUAUGUGUGCAAGUCCUACAGCGACCAGCAUGCUGAGGACAUCCAGCAGUUUGUAGCAGAGGGAGGGGGGCUCCUGAUUGGGGGGCAUGCCUGGUGGUGGGCAAGCCAGAACCCUGGGAGCAACCCCCUCACAGAGUACCCAGGCAACCGCAUCCUGAACAGGAUGGGCCUGAGCCUGUUGGGCAACACAGUGCCGGCAGGCUGCUACCCAGCCCCAACCCCCGGUCAGUCAUGCUCUCAGGGAUACCACUUCCGGCAGCUUCUGCGCCGCUUUGCCAGUCACGUGAACACUGGGGCGGAGCUAACACAGCAUGAGGAGACCUGUCUUAAGAAGCUGGGCAAAGACUGCUCUAUGUUCCUGAACAUGCAGGCGUACGACUGCUCCUCGUACGCCAACGUCCUCUCCUCGCUGACCGACAUCCUGAAGCAGGCUUCCGUCCCACAGGUGUGCCAGUCAUGCCCGGUCAGCCAACCCAAGGACCACCUGCUCUUGAGUGUGGGGGCGGAGGUAUACAAGGUGUGCCCGGACCCGGAUGCCCUCCUGCCGUACCUCAUAAAGGACCAACCCGUCAUGGGGGUGCGGUACAAUACUAACAUCACCAUCAGAACCAAGACUGGAGGUUCAGAGGAGUGGAUCAGUACAGGUCUCUACCUCUCCCCUGGUAUGAGAACAUACAUGGCCUUUCCCCCAGAGAUGGUCAACCAGGGCUGGAAGGUGCAGAUUGGCUGUCAGACUGAUUACAUUGGGAACUCAUCAGAACUGAAGCGGGCGCCGUCGGUCUGCCAGAAAAUGCCUGUCGACUCGGAGAUGAUGCAGGUGUGGAACCUGUGGGGCGGGCUCAUCUACGUGGUGGCUCCGCCCAACACGGAGGUAGAUGGGGCUGAGGUCAUGGUUCAGGUGGCCAUACCGGCACCCUACUACAAGUCUGGUGUGACAACCCUUGCUGAUUGGAUGAUCCUGCGCACUGCCCCCUCCCCUUGGGCGGAGCUGGAGUUUGAGAACAUCAUCCUGACGGUGCAUUCGGAUGUGGUGCGCGGCCUGGAGCGCCCUGAUGAGGUCGCUGCGCUCUGGGAUGACAUCAUGAGGGGCGUUGCUGACCUGGCCGCUGUGCCUGCCAAGUUCACCCGCAAGGAGCGCUUCGUAGCGGACGUCCAGAUAUCACAUGGCUUCAUGCACGCGGGCUACCCCAUCAUGAUCCAGUCCUGCUCCGCCGCAGAGCUGGUGAACGUUAAGCAGGCACGGAGCUCCGGCAUCUGGGGGCCCAUCCACGAGCUCGGGCACAACCAGCAGAGACGGGCCUGGGAGUUCCCCCCCAACACCACCGAGUGCACCUGCAACCUGUGGUCCGUGUACGUGCAUGAGCAGGUUCUGGGGGUGGACCGGGGUCAGGCCCACCCCAACAUGGCUCUGGUGAAUCGGCAGAUCCGGGCUGAGCAGUACGCCAAGGGGGGGCGGGACCUGGGGGCCUGGGACAUGUGGACCGCCCUGGAGACCUACAUGCAGCUCCAGGAUGUGUUUGGCUGGGAGGCCUUCAAGAAGGUGUUUGCACAGUACCACACCAUGCAGAACGUUCCUGGGGACAACGCGGGAAAGAUGAACGUGUAUGCACAGACCUUCUCCCAGGUGGUGGGGAAGAACCUGGCUUCCUUCUUUAAGGCCUGGGGCUGGCCCAUAGAUGGUGCCACUGAGGAGAAGCUCUCCUCCCUGCCAGCCUGGACAGACCACCCCAUGGCUCAAUACGGCUAACCUGGAGAGACACCGACCGGGGGGGGGAUAUAUGGAUAUCUGUACAAGAAUUUAGCUGUAGUUGGUGAAGGGAGGUGAAGGGACCUAUGACUGUACUGUGUGUGUGGAGUAGGCAUGUGACAGUUCAUUUAUUGCUCUGACUGACACUUUAAUCAAAAACCGAAAUGGCGGAUAAAUGCAUCUUUAUUAUUUAACAGUUACACUUGUUUAACAACUGUAACAUAAUCAUAACAUUUUGCUUUCUAUAAAUUAUAAUAAAUAGCACACAUACAAACAAAUAGUGACACUGAUUUCUGAUAUGAAAACUCGUCAACUCGUAUCAUGUU
Molecule: messenger RNA, 3702 nt
Organism: Osmerus eperlanus (European smelt)
Lineage: Eukaryota; Metazoa; Chordata; Actinopteri; Osmeriformes; Osmeridae
Product: TRPM8 channel-associated factor homolog
Exons: 10
Coding region: 620-3376 (918 amino acids)
Biological process (GO): positive regulation of protein targeting to membrane
Cellular component (GO): plasma membrane
Molecular function (GO): transmembrane transporter binding
Source: RefSeq, a predicted model, not a curated record